GCAUGUAGAAGUCGGGAUGUACUAUCUGGAAAUGAAGAGAGUACACUUCAAGUUGAAGCAAAAGUACUCAACCACAGGGCCAUUUUUCAUUCAAAUUAUAAAGAGGGAGCAUGACAUGAUCUUAGAUGGAAAGACCACACUCAAAGAAGCAGCAGACAAAGAAAUUCUGUCCCAAUACAUUCUAGGAACUGCAACAAACUUCUCCCUGCACUGGGCAGAUUGUGACUUCGUUUAUAUGCCAUUGAACACAGGAAGUCAUUGGGUGUUGUUGGUCUUUGUGGUCAAGGAAAGAAAGAUUAAAGUGUACAACUCAAACAAGAGAAGAAGCGACUCACUACGUGAUAUUCUGCAAUACAAAAAUUGUAUUACAAAAAUGCUACCCAAAAUUCUCGAUUUCCACAAUGUCUAUGAAGCAAUUGAUGAAGAGCCAAUGGGAAAGAGAGAGAUUCUUAUUGAGGGUGUUGCAGACUGCCCACAACAAGACACAUCGGGAAAUUGUGGAAUGUAUUUACUCAAAAUUGCAGAAUUCUUGAUGAUGGAUAUGGACUUAUGCGAGCUGACAGCUGAUGGCAUGGGGAUGUUCAGAAAGAAGAUGGUGUUAGAGUUGAUUGAGUACAGCAACAAAAGGUUGAGCGAGGGA
This is a messenger RNA of Cuscuta epithymum, 640 nucleotides long. NCBI's taxonomy places the organism in Eukaryota, Viridiplantae, Streptophyta, Magnoliopsida, Solanales, Convolvulaceae. The record is from the annotation of a GenBank genome assembly.